Molecule: messenger RNA, 3806 nt
Organism: Cottoperca gobio
Lineage: Eukaryota; Metazoa; Chordata; Actinopteri; Perciformes; Bovichtidae
Gene: slc7a8a
Product: solute carrier family 7 member 8a
Exons: 11
Coding region: 1-1575 (524 amino acids)
Biological process (GO): amino acid transmembrane transport; neutral amino acid transport
Cellular component (GO): membrane
Molecular function (GO): neutral L-amino acid transmembrane transporter activity; L-amino acid transmembrane transporter activity
Source: RefSeq, a predicted model, not a curated record
AUGACGGACGGGGCAAGACAACGGAGCAGCACAUCGGGCUCUGCCAAGGAUGCUGCCGGUGAGGAGUCGGGAGGCGGAGUGGAGCUCAAGAAGUCAAUCGGGCUGGUCAGCGCAUGCGGUAUUAUCGUUGGUAACAUUAUCGGCUCAGGUAUCUUUGUCAGUCCGAAGGGAGUGAUGGAGAACGCCAGCUCCGUGGGCGUGGCCCUGAUCGUCUGGAUCGUCACGGGCGUCAUCACAGCCAUUGGGGCGCUUUGCUACGCCGAGCUGGGCGUCACCAUCCCCAAAUCGGGGGGAGAUUACUCCUACGUCAAGGACAUCUUCGGAGGGCUGGCUGGGUUCCUGCGUCUGUGGAUCGCCGUGCUGGUGAUCUACCCGACCAACCAGGCCGUGAUCGCGCUGACGUUUUCCAACUACGUCCUGCAGCCUCUAUUCCCCACCUGCUUCCCGCCGGAGAACGGCCUGCGUCUGCUGGCCGCCGUCUGCCUCUUGCUGCUGACCUGGGUGAACUGCUCCAGUGUGAAGUGGGCUACCAGAGUGCAGGACAUGUUCACCGCCGGCAAGCUGCUGGCCCUCGCCCUCAUCAUCGUCAUGGGCAUCGUGCAGAUCUGCAAGGGAGAGUACUACUGGUUGGAGCCAGCCAAUGCCUUCGAGCCCUUCCAGGACUAUGAUGUGGGCUUGAUAGCCUUAGCCUUCCUACAAGGCUCCUUCGCCUAUGGAGGGUGGAACUUCCUUAACUACGUCACAGAGGAGCUGGUGGACCCCUAUGUGAACCUUCCUCGUGCUAUCUUCAUCUCAAUCCCCCUCGUGACCUUCGUUUACGUCUUUGCCAACAUUGCCUACGUCACAGCCAUGAGCCCCACGGAGCUGCUCGCCUCAAACGCUGUUGCCGUGACGUUUGGUGAGAAGCUGCUGGGAGUCAUGUCGUGGAUCAUGCCCAUCUCUGUGGCUCUCUCCACCUUCGGUGGAGUCAACGGUUCCCUCUUCACCUCUUCACGAUUGUUCUUUGCUGGAGCCAGAGAGGGCCACCUCCCCAGUCUGCUGGCCAUGAUUCAUGUGAAACGGUGCACUCCCAUCCCUGCGUUGCUCUUCACUUGCCUGUCCACCUUGCUUAUGCUGUGCACCAGUGACAUGUACACCCUAAUCAACUAUGUGGGCUUCAUCAACUACCUCUUCUAUGGAGUCACUGUCGCCGGGCAGAUUGUCCUGCGUAUUAAACAGCCCGACUUGCACCGACCAAUCAAGAUCAACCUCAUCUGGCCAGUCAUUUACCUCAUCUUCUGGGCCUUCUUGCUCAUCUUCUCUCUAUACUCUGAACCUGUUGUGUGUGGCAUCGGCCUGGCCAUCAUGCUGACUGGCGUCCCCGUCUAUUUCCUGGGAGUCUACUGGGACAAUAAGCCACAGUGCUUCGACGCCUUCGUUGAUAAGAUGACGUACUUGGGCCAGAAGUUCUGCAUGGUUGUUUAUCCGGCCAUAGGUAAAAGCAGUGGGAGCGGAGAGGAAGGGGAGGAAAUGAAGGAAGCCAGGUCUCCUCUGUCCAAGGAGGACGGAGACAACCACAAGUCAGCGGACUGCUAAAGUUUUUACUCCACCACCUGCCCCAAAAGAAACAGACAUAUGCAGACGCACAACGUGGGUGCGCACAAACACACAUGCAAACAUACACCACAGUUUGUAGUGGAUUUUACUGAUCAACAUGUUGUCUUUAAUAUUUGUAUUUGGUUUUGUAUCAAUCAAUCAUUUCUGUGCCAAACAUAAACAUGAGGUAUUUAGAGUCAUGUGACUUUUCUGGCUGCAAUAAAGAAAAGUUAGCAGCUCCUCAAUACAUGUUCAAACAGACACAAUUACUAUGUUUCAUCAUCAUCAUCCUGCUUCUCUUCCUCCACACACUCCCUGCACACUCCUACUGUAAGAGCGUCUUUUUUUUGUUUUGUUUUUUAUCUAAAAGACUUUACAAGGAUGGCUACGCAAACUUUGUCAUCCAUUCACCACGCCAAAGCUGUAUUUUGAUUGUCAUAGCAGAAAAUGUGAUUUAGAUCAAGUCAUUUGAUGUUGUGAAGUUGACUAAGUGCAGUGUUUUGUUUUUAAAAGUGGCUGUGAUUCCAAAAUGCUUCUUUCUUUCUUUUUUUUUUUGUAAUUGUAAUUGUUUAUAUCAUUUGACUUUGUUGUUAUUUUAGUUUUAAUGUGUUCAUUUUGUUUUCUAUUCAACAUCCUAUACAUUUAGGCCUAUUUUCUUUUCUUUUUUUACUCUUGUGGAGGCGUGAAAGCUGAUGUGUGAUGUGUACUUUGCAUUGGUUAAUGGUGCACUGUUCCUGUUAAUUGCCUUAAUUAGAAUAUAGUCUGUAUUUGGGGGACUUUACAGCUUUAACUGAUGUGGAGAGAUGCUUUGGGGUAGUUUUUCUGCAAGUCUAGCAUGGACAUAGAACACUACAGAGACACGAUAAUGUUCACCACCACCCUCCCUCCCUCCCUACACUGACACGUGCGUGAAAAACUGUUUUAAAGAGGCAUUGAUUGUCUUACGUGUUUUAAGGAAGAAGUAUUUUCUAGCUUGCCAUCUAAAUAUUUUAUUGUUCUUCAUUUAGGGUGUAGAAAUUAGAGCUUGACGUAAAAAAAACCCUAUUUUUUGAUUAAUACUAGAAGAGAAUUUAGUGCAAUAUUAAUAUAGGCAGCACCAGAGAAAACUAAACCCGCACCCCUGAUUGAGUGUUGUCUGGUAUUAGUUGUGUAUCUAUACUUACACUGUAUAUUAUAGUAACAACACACAUUAUGUACUCUUGUGUUUUCAGUUUUUCUGUGAUCUAUUAGUGUCUCAGGGCAUCCUCACCGCCUUCUGCUUCUACACACUGCCAAAAAAGCCUCCGGACCAUGAAAACUCAACAGAUCUAACUGUUAGUGCUAAAUGUGAGUUCUGGUGCUUUUAGAUAUUUAUUUCCUCAGCAGUCUUACCCCCAAAAGCAAAUGUCACAGAGGAUGUAUCAAGAAAGUAUCAUUGAAUUUGGGCCAGUAUUGUGUACGUCUCUUUUGUUGAGCUGUAAGGAGAACAGGGUGUGUCGGAUAUCUUUACCAGUACAAUGAUUGUGUUUUGUGCCUGUAUGGUUAUUGUGCAUUUACACUAUACACAGAUUUCAUGACAGUCUGUAUAUUGUCUCUUAGUAAAUAAAAACCACUGACUAAGUUUUGAAUUUGUAAUUCAGGGCAUCAUUUAUAUAUAUUUAUAUGUAUAUAAAAGCUUCCUGUCUUUAUCCGUAUUCCAUUGUUUGAUCAUUCAGUAAUAAAUUUUUCUCAAUUUCUAACAUAAACUUGAAUUUGACAUUUCUCAGUUACACUCUUUCUGUACAUGAACCUGAAAAUGUUUCCUCAGAUAUCAAAUGCUGCAACUUAAUGUGUCACGGUAAUGUGAUCUGUGCCGACUCGAGAGCUUCACCGGCUUGUUUACAGCUUAAAAUCUAUUUUCUGAUUUUGUUUUUGACUCGUCUUCAUGUCCUUGCUGCUCGAGGUUUCCCUUAUAAGCUGCAACUUUCACUCCUUGCUGUAAUUUAGACCAAAACAGGCCUUCAAUAUGGUGGAAAUAUGAAGUGUUUUAUGUUGUAACCAGUCAUGUGUACUGAUAAUCUAAGCAAUUCUUCUCUUAGCAACACAUCAUGGAUAAGAAUGUUAUUUUUCUAAAUCAUUUUGCGUACACUCUAAUUUAAAUUGUCUACCUACCGUCCUGAGAGCCAUGUCUCGGAGUCUAUUUUUGUGUUAAAAAUGUAAAUGUACAUAUUGGUGGCGAGUGUGUGACGGGAAUAAAAAAAGAUAAGACUUUA